AUGCCGCGCUUGCUUAUUCUUAAUCCGAAUUCUUCCGAGACCAUCACUAGCACUAUGGCCACUUUGGUGGCCCAUCCGUCUCCAGGCUGCGAGCUCACUUUCAUGACUGCACCUCCAGAUGCACCAGCUUCGAUCAAUAAUCCUCAGGAGGGAAUGCAAUCUGCUGCUGCAUGCAUGAGGCUGUUCAGAUCUGAUCCUCGGAAAUACUUGUGUUACGACGGUUACUUGAUCUGCUGUUUCUCAGACCAUCCGUUGGUGUAUCAAUUGAGAGACUAUUUCAAGAAUAUGCCUAAUCCUUCGGAGGUGGUCGGAAUUUUCCAGUGUGCUAUGUCAUAUGCUUUGACUCAUGUGGGAGGUGCUUCCAAAGAUAAAGCCGGUAUUAUUACUUCUGGUAACUCUUGGAAACCAUUAUUGGACAAGGCAGUGUACGAACUGAUCUAUGGUGCCCAGGACCCCAGCAAGAGAAUCGAUUUUACCCGUGGUCUUCCGCCCUACUUUCUAGCCACGGAAGAAUCUGGAGUGGGUGUUCUAGAACUAGCGGAUCCAAAUAACUACGAGAUUUUAACCUCCAAAAUCAAAAGCCUCCGAGAGAAAGGUGUUAAGUACGUGAUUCUUGGCUGUGCCGGAUUGUCCAAUUUGGAUGGUAAAUUCAAACAAGACUUUGGUGAUAUGGAGUUUAUUGACUCUGUCAAGUGUGGAAUUGAGACUUUGUGUGGCUAUGUGAGGUUUUCAUCCAAGAAAUGA
Brettanomyces nanus is the source of this 744-nucleotide messenger RNA. RefSeq lists its product as uncharacterized. The coding region runs from base 1 to 744 and encodes 247 amino acids. The transcript has a single exon. The record is from RefSeq and is a predicted model, not a curated record. Lineage: Eukaryota; Fungi; Ascomycota; Pichiomycetes; Pichiales; Pichiaceae.